UUUGUUGUCAGUUACUGAUCAUACCUACAGUUCGUAUACUCAUAGACAGACACAUGACCUAUACGACGUCAGGUGUCAAGAUGGCCAAGAAUGCCCAGAGUCACGAUCGGAGAUUUCAUCUAUCUCGAGUACUUCAUACUACUGCUGAUGUACCCCGCAGCCAAGUAACCCCAGACCACGCGACACCCCGGCUGCGAUUCUAUCAACUUCAUCGGAAUAUCCAGGUGGUCGACACGAAUAUGAGUCUCUAAGAAGGCUACAGUCGAUAUAUCAACUUCUAUCACCAGUAUCCAGGCUGUUCCUAUCUUCCCGAUGAUAGGUAAUAGAAUCCACCCAUCGGAAAGAAUCCAGAAGCUGACCCUGCUAGGUCCACCAAAUCGGGGAAUGUAGGGGACACAAAAAAAACAUCGUCAAUCCAGG
Messenger RNA from Aspergillus wentii DTO 134E9, 420 nucleotides. RefSeq lists its product as uncharacterized. The coding region runs from base 54 to 251 and encodes 65 amino acids. Lineage: Eukaryota; Fungi; Ascomycota; Eurotiomycetes; Eurotiales; Aspergillaceae. The record is from RefSeq and is a predicted model, not a curated record. The transcript has a single exon.